Messenger RNA from Boleophthalmus pectinirostris (great blue-spotted mudskipper), 4515 nucleotides. RefSeq names its product NAD synthetase 1 (gene nadsyn1). The record is from RefSeq and is a predicted model, not a curated record. Gene Ontology annotation, cellular component: cytoplasm. Gene Ontology annotation, biological process: NAD+ biosynthetic process. Lineage: Eukaryota; Metazoa; Chordata; Actinopteri; Gobiiformes; Gobiidae. Gene Ontology annotation, molecular function: glutaminase activity; ATP binding; NAD+ synthase (glutamine-hydrolyzing) activity.
GUCCACUGUGCCGUUUCAUUCAUGCUUUUACCUCAAUGACAACUUUACUCCAGUCAUUCCUCCUCUUUAGACCUGAAAAAAAGCUUUUAAAUCUCCUGUCAGCGCUGUUUUAACUUCGCGUCUUUUUAAUUUAGCCUCAGAUUUGUAGUUUUAGACGCGUGAGUGAAGAAAAUGGGACGUAAAGUGACAUUAGCGACGUGCUCCUUGAAUCAGUGGGCUCUGGACUUUGAAGGAAACUUAGAGAGAAUCCUGAAAAGUAUAGAAAUUGCUAAAGCUAAGGGAGCCAAAUACAGACUUGGACCUGAGCUGGAAAUAUGUGGUUACGGCUGCGCGGACCAUUACUAUGAGUCUGACACUUUGCUGCACAGUUUUGAGGUUCUACAAAAACUUUUGGAGUCUCCAGUCACUCAGGACAUCAUCUGUGACGUGGGCAUGCCCAUCAUGCAUCACAAUGUGCGCUACAACUGCAGAGUCAUCUUCCUCAACAGGAAGAUUCUUCUGAUCAGGCCAAAGAUGUCGAUGGCCAAUGUCGGAGUGCACAGAGAGCUGCGCUGGUUCUCCCCCUGGAACCAAACCAGGCAGGUUGAAGAUUAUUUUCUUCCCCGAAUGAUUCAAGAAGUAACUGGACAGGAAACUGUGCCGUUUGGUGACUGUGUGCUCUCCACUAAAGACACGUGUAUCGGCUCUGAGAUCUGUCAGGAGCUGUGGAAUCCAAACAGUCCUCACAUUAACAUGAGUCUGGAUGGAGUCGAGAUCUUCACGAAUGGUUCUGCGAGUCACCAUGAGCUGCGUAAAGCCGACCAAAGAGUCAACCUGAUCACCUCUACCACUGCCAAAUGUGGAGGGAUCUACCUGUAUGCAAACCAGAAAGGCUGUGACGGAGACCGAGUUUACUACGACGGAUGCGCAAUGAUCGGCAUCAAUGGAGACAUCGUCGCCCAGGGAGCCCAGUUCUCCCUCGACGACGUGGAGGUGAUCAUGGCCACUCUGGACCUAGAAGAUGUGCGCAGUUACAGAGGAGAGAGAUGUCACCCACACCUGGAGACCGGCCUCAGACCCUGUCACAGAGUCAAAGUGGACUUCUCUUUGUCGAGCUGUGAUGACAUUUUCCUCCCGACUCAUGAACCGAUUGACUGGAGAUACCACACAGCCGAGGAAGAAAUAAGUCUAGGGCCGGCCUGCUGGCUCUGGGACUACCUGCGAAGAAGUGGACAGGCUGGUUUCCUGUUGCCUCUGAGCGGUGGCGUGGACAGCUCCUCUACAGCGUGCAUCGUCUUCUCCAUGUGCGUGCAGGUCUGUCGGGCCAUAGACAACGGAAACUCCCAGGUUUUGUCAGAUGUGCGGAGAGUGGUGGGGGAUGACUCUUAUUCUCCGGUGGAUCCGAAGGAGCUGUGCAGUCGAGUCUUCACCACCUGCUACAUGUCCAGUGAAAACUCCUCCGCGGACACAAGGAACAGGGCUCAGGAGCUGGCCCAGCAGAUCGGCAGCACACAUCUGAACAUCAACAUAGACCUGGCAGUGAAAGGCAUUCUGGGUAUUUUCUCUGCUGUCACCGGGAUGUUUCCGAGGUUUAGAGCCAACGGAGGCAGCCACAGAGAGAACCUGGCCUUGCAAAACGUUCAGGCUCGAGUCCGGAUGAUCCUCGCUUACUUGUUCGCUCAGUUGUGUCUUUGGGCUCGUGGGAAACCUGGAGGACUUCUGGUGCUUGGAUCUGCAAAUGUAGAUGAAAGCCUGACCGGAUAUUUCACAAAGUACGAUUGCUCCAGCGCAGAUAUCAACCCGAUCGGAGGCAUCAGUAAAACAGACCUGAAGAGUUUUCUGUCAUACUGCGUGGACACGUUUCAACUCACGGCUCUCAAAGGCAUCCUGGCAGCGCCCCCUACUGCCGAACUAGAGCCACUGAAAGACGGACAAGUGUCUCAAACCGACGAGGCGGACAUGGGGAUGACGUACUCUGAGCUGUCUGUGAUCGGUCGACUGCGGAAGAUUUCAAAGUGUGGUCCUUUCAGUAUGUUUUGUAAACUUAUUCACCUGUGGAGGGACACGCUCUCACCAGCAGAGGUGGCGGAGAAGGUGAAGCGUUUCUUCAGGAUGUACUCCAUAAAUCGCCACAAAAUGACCACAGUGACUCCCUCGUACCACGCCGAGGUCUACAGCCCCGACGAUAACCGCUUCGACCUGCGCCAGUUUCUCUACAACACCCGCUGGAGCUGGCAGUUCAGAGCCAUCGACAACCAGGUGUCUCAGAUCUCUCCAAAGAAGCACGAUGAAUGAACCAAAGUCAGUGACCUGCAUUAAAGCCUUUAUUUUAAAAUUACAAUGCCAGUAACAUACAGUAUUUUACCUCUAAAUACAAAAGGACCGAUGUCUGUAGGUGAGUAGCUGUAACUGUUGGGGGAAUGUGGUUUGUCUUGAAUGUGAAACCCUCAGAGCAGGAAAACCGUUCACAUGUGACAAAUGGCAUGUGUGUUUCUACUUCCUGGAGCUGUGUACAAGAUGUUCAGUCUUUUACCUGUAAAGUAGAGAGCAGCUCGCCUGGCAUAUCUCUCUGCAUCUUUUAUACAGAUUGGUUUCAGUCUGGUCUCCACUCCCUCCAUCUCCAAGAGCGUCUUGAGUCAGAACCAAACAUGACCGUGAAACUAUCAGAUUUAUUAUUUAUUAUUCAUUGGUUACCUACGAUUUACAGAUAAAAUCAAAAUUCCUGUUCUUCAGAUUAACAGAGUUUAGGGCUUUGCUCAUUGAGCCUGCAGAAAUCCACAAACUCUGCUGUGUGUCGUGGUGUUCUACGACUCUGCAGCGUGAGAUAAAAUCGCUUAUACCUCUGUCAGCGGGAAUUCCCAAGUCUAACUGCUGUGCGUUAAUGAGCUCUAUUCACGCUUAUGUCACAAACCAGGAAGAUGUUUGGAAAGAUGUGAUGACAACUUUCAGUGGGCUCUGUUCCCAGUAGUAAGUCUGACAGAAUCUAAAAAAAGUUUAAAAUGUCCCAGUUUUCUUCAUCUACAUGUCAUUGUGGAGUUUCGUUAUGUUCGGCAAAUCAACAAUUACAACCGUACUUCAGUUUUCAUCAUUUCCUCACUGACACACAACUCCGAGCACACUGGGUACAAGCGAUUAGAAGGGAUGAGGCGCCAUUUUACCUCUGAUCACAUUUAGUCGUCAUCGCAUGUUUCCAAACGUCUUUCCUGGUUUGUGACGUAAGAGUGACUAGAGCUUAUACUGCAUAAUGCACAAGUAGUUCCGGCAACAGCCAAAUCACUGUUCUGUAUCACUGCUCUGCGGCCCUCGCCAUGACAUCACCAUAGCAACGGGUAAACCCAUGCUCAACCGCUGUGGGUGGAACGUGCACUGCAAAAAUGCUUAGCCAAAAUUUACGAUAUAAACACUUAAAUCUAUCAGAAAAUUACUUAAAAGUUGUGAAAUUAUCUGUCCAUGCUGCAAGAUAAUUAAAAUAAACUACCUCUAGACUAGAAUUAAACACUCCCAGAGCUAUUAAGUAGAUAAUGCAUCUGGAAACAAGAUGAAUAACCUGAUAUAUGUUUUAAAAUCUCAGCCAGAUCAGAGAAAUUUGCAAUGUAGUAACAAGAAUUAUUUAAAACAUUGAAAUAACUGAUAUUUUGGAAAUUUACAGACAGGGAACAAGCUUUUCACAUUUCUAAGUUAGUCAUUUCAGUUUGUAGCCGUGGUACAAGCACAUUAUACAACUUGGAACUGUGCUUUAUGCAGUUUUAACGUACGUCUUAAGCCGUGGGAUAAGCGCGUUAAAGAAUUUGGAGCCGCUAUUCGUUUAAUGCUUUCAUAAAGUAUCUAAAUAAUAUGUAUCGUAUAAAAUUCAAUAUACAUGAGCAACUACUUACUAUACUACUAAAAUGUGAAUUAUACUGGGAUAAUAACACUGACAGAUAAUAGUAAAACUCUUAAAGGUGCACUGUGUAACUUUUCUGGUGCGAUUCUGCCAUCUGCUUGUCACUAUGGAGACGUCAUUGCUUUGCCUUGAAUGCUCCACAGCUUUAAACUUAUCUUUUUUUUUUUUUUAAUCCAAUUACAUGCAUUGUUAUUGUUAAAACAUUCACGUUAAAAGUCAGAUCUCUCUUUUGUAACUUGCCUGUUUCCUUGGAGAUGGACACAUUUAAUGCUCUAGUGUGGAACAUGAAAGACAAAGCUAUAACAUCUCCAUGAAAACAACAGUAACAGUUUCAUAGUGCAUAUUUAAAUGUGAAAUAGAUAGUACUUCCUUUCAUAUAUUGUUCAGUUCAGUGAGGCAUUUCCAUACAAUGACCUAAAAUUAAACUUUCUCUGUUGGUAAGAAAAUGGGUCAAAUGUUUGUAUUUACACAGUACAUCUUCCAGUCUGCUUUAUUUGGGUUCUGUGUGUUAUUUUUAAUUGUGUACACACGUUUCUCUACCUUUUUUCAUUGUAACAAUCAAAAGAUGCCAGAAAAUUACAAUAAUACAAUGUACUUGAUCAUUUUAUCAGGGACCUUGAGUUUGUGUUUGUUUAUAAGCUGCAAAAAAUAAA